Fusarium venenatum is the source of this 1500-nucleotide messenger RNA. Lineage: Eukaryota; Fungi; Ascomycota; Sordariomycetes; Hypocreales; Nectriaceae. The record is from RefSeq and is a predicted model, not a curated record.
AUGGCUUUUCCGGACGACCAAAAUAUCGACUUUAAAGUACAUACACCAUUUCCCUUGUCGCAGUCUCCUCUAACUCAAGAACAGGUCUUCCAAAACACCAUCAACAAUAAACCAAGCCCGACUUCCCAAACACGCCAUGGAGUUUGCCCAAGCACCGAAGAACCUCUCUGGGAAAGUCCAGUUUCAACCCAGAAAGAUGUCAAUCGCGCUGUAGACGCUGCCAAAGCAGCCUACCCUCUUUGGCGUAAACUAUCACAGGAUGAGCGUGCUGAGUAUUUGGUCAAGUUCGCCGACGCCAUCGAGGCGCAUAAGCAGGAGUUUAUCGACCUUCUUGGCCGAGAAGCCGGAAAACCACCUCAAGCUGGCGCUUUUGAACUAAUGCUUGUUAUGGAACAUGUUAGGAAGACACCCGAGCUGAGACUCAAAGAGGAGAAGCCCGAGGACAACGAUGACCGAACUGCCAUAGUGAGAUAUGUACCACUGGGUGUAGGUGUCGGCAUUGUUCCUUGGAACUUCCCCAUGAUCCUCGGUAUUGGCAAAGCCUACCCAGCCAUGCUCGCCGGCGACACUUUUAUCUGGAAGCCUUCACCAUACGCUCCCUAUUCUGCCCUCAAGCUUGCAGAGAUCGGUGCCAAGGUUCUUCCACCAGGUGUCUUCCAAGCUCUCAGUGGUGGAGAUGAUCUUGGACCGAUGCUCACUGCACAUCCUGACGUGGCCAAGGUGAGCUUCACGGGAUCAACGGAGACAGGAAAGAAGAUUAUGGCAUCCUGCGCAGCCACGCUCAAACGUGUUACGUUAGAACUGGGCGGCAAUGAUGCUGCUAUUGUUUGUGAGGAUGUUGAUCUCCCCACUGUUGCUGGAAAGGUAGCUUUCCUCGCCUACGUUCACAGUGGACAGAUCUGCAUGAACAUCAAACGUAUCUAUGUUCACGAAAGCAUAUACGAAGAAUUCCGUUCUGCUGUACUCGGCUUCCUUGAUAACAUGAAGAGCGGUGGCUUCUCUGACGCAGAGGCAUUCUUCGGACCGAUUCAGAAUAAGAUGCAAUUCGAGAAGCUACAGCGUCUUUACGGAGAAAUCGACAAACAAGGAUGGAAGUCUGCAUCCAGCACCAAUGGAGCCACAAAGCCAGAAAAGGGUUAUUACAUUCCGCCUACCCUUAUCGACAACCCGCCUGAAGACUCAGAGAUUGUACAAACCGAACCCUUCGGCCCCAUUGUGCCCAUGAUGAAAUGGUCCGAUGAGGAUGAUGUCGUUUCCAGAGCUAAUGCAUCCAACUUGGGCCUUGGUGCAUCGGUCUGGAGCAAGAAUGUUCCUCGUGCGAGACGAAUGGCUGAACAAUUGGAAUCGGGCAGCAUAUGGGUCAACACACACUUUGAAGUUGCGCCUAAUGUUCCUUUUGGUGGGCAUAAGAGUAGCGGAAUCGGAAUGGAUUGGGGAGAGGUGGGCCUCAAAGGAUGGUGUAACCCUCAGGCAUACUGGGUGAAGCAUUCAGGAGCUUAA